UUUGGUUGUCCGGCAGCUCAGGAUUACGCAUUCUCGCAGAAUGAAGACGUCAGCCUUGUUCCUGACAGCCGUGCUGCUGCCGGCAGCCGUGUGGGCGGUUCCUGCUGUCCCGGCAAGCGCCGUGACGAACCGAUUCUUCAACGGUGAUGGCCAAGGAGGUUACCAGUACGGAUACGACUGGACGUUCCCGGCCGGCGAGGGCGCCUUCCAGCGAGAGUCCGGAGAUGUCGAAGGACGCAAGCAGGGCUCCUACGGUCUCAAGGAUACCGACGGGCGAGUGCGCAUCGUCAGCUACAUCGCCGACGAAGGCGGCUUCCGAGUGAGCGUUUCUACAAACGAACCCGGAACGAAGCCAUCGUCUCCAGCGGAUGCCCUUUUCCAAGUGCCCCAGGGACCGUACCAAGCGACGGCGUACGAAGCCCCUAAGACGGAGAAGAUCUACCAGCCCGUUAAGCCACAGAGCCCGACAAAGGUCGCAACGUCGGAGAGUGUACCUGCGGUUCCUGUUGCCGCCACUGCGCCAAAAGUGGCGGUCACGGCUCCACGGCUGGUGUUCCCAGCAACCCUGCACUACCAUCCACAUCCUCACGGGCCUGUCAUCUAUUCGCAGCCGACUGGCGUAAUUCCUGUGCACGGCAGGGUUGUGUAUGGAUUUUAAUGUCUUUUGACAGAUUGCGCGACUGAAGUCUCAUUAGCUUUCUCAAGCUUAUGUGAGAUGAGGGUAGCGCCAAUCGUGAACACAAAUUCAGAACACAGAGAAAAGCGGCUGCUAAGUUCACGGGCGCCAGAAUUGUUUCGUAACCUGUUGAAUACGUGUGGAAGUUUCUCCACGUACAGUCUUGAAGUCUAUAAAAGCGCGGCGUCUAUUGAUGUUCAUUGCAGAAAUUAAAUGCUUGUUGUUG
Molecule: messenger RNA, 902 nt
Organism: Dermacentor silvarum
Lineage: Eukaryota; Metazoa; Arthropoda; Arachnida; Ixodida; Ixodidae
Product: adult-specific rigid cuticular protein 15.5
Exons: 3
Coding region: 41-658 (205 amino acids)
Cellular component (GO): chitin-based extracellular matrix
Molecular function (GO): structural constituent of chitin-based larval cuticle
Source: RefSeq, a predicted model, not a curated record